Molecule: messenger RNA, 1864 nt
Organism: Hyla sarda
Lineage: Eukaryota; Metazoa; Chordata; Amphibia; Anura; Hylidae
Product: cholesterol 25-hydroxylase-like protein
Exons: 1
Coding region: 1-837 (278 amino acids)
Biological process (GO): cholesterol metabolic process; sterol biosynthetic process
Molecular function (GO): iron ion binding; steroid hydroxylase activity; C-4 methylsterol oxidase activity
Source: RefSeq, a predicted model, not a curated record
AUGAACUGCAGCGUUCAGGCACAACUUCCAGACUUCUCCUCCUGGGGGGAAAAGACAGAGUCAGGCUCAGUGCUACUUCAGCCAAUAUGGGACUUUGUUAGAUCGAAAGAACAUCUGGUUAGAUCACCUCUCUAUCCAGUUAUCUUCUCGUUCACAGUCUACAUGUUCUUCUGUCUCCCCUACCUAGCACUGGAUGCUCUGUGCCACCAAAUACCUGCUUUGAAGAAAUACCAAGUACAGCCAAAGUCCAGACCUACCUUGGCUAUGGUGCUUUACUGCCUGGCACACACCGUGUACAGCCAUUUGGUAUAUAUAUUUCCACUGUCUGUUGCUUACUUGUGCUGGAGACCUGUGUAUUUGCCACUUGUGGCCCCAAAGCUGCACCGAAUUAUACUGGACAUCAUUGCCUGUCUACUUCUAUUUGACUUCCAGUAUUUUGCUUGGCAUCUGCUGCAUCACAAGAUUCCCUGGCUGUAUAAGACAUUUCACAAGAUGCAUCAUAAGUACACUGCUACUUUUGUGUUGGCAACCCAAUAUUCCAGUGCGUGGGAGAUGCUGUCUCUUGGAUUCUUUGCAAAUGUUAGUCCCAUCUUGCUGAAUUGCCAUCCAAUGACUGAAAUGGCCAUCUUCAUCAUCCAUAUCUACCUGUCUGUCGAAGAUCAUUGUGGCUAUGACUUGCCAUGGUCUACACACAGGUUAAUACCAUUCGGCAUAUGUGGUGGACCAAGUCAUCAUGAUCUCCACCAUGAAAAGUUUGUGUCCAAUUAUGCUCCUUAUUUCACCCACUGGGACAAGCUGUUUAAUACACUAGCACAGAAAACAACUAAAAAGCCUUAAAAACCAUGCAACUACCUCCAAGACUGAACAAAUGGUCAGAACUUGACCCUCACCUGCAUUUCAGGACUAAGUCGGCAGAUGCACCAUGUGUUCUAUCUGUGAUUGUGUCUUCAGUGAUGAAUGGUCAGCAAGUGGUGUAUCUUGUCCAAUAAGGCUAAAUGGUCAUAAACUGUACUUUGCUUUUUGCCCGUGCCUAACCAUGGACAGUAUUAUGAACUUCACUAAAUCAUAUGUACUUGGACCACACCUAUACAAUGUCUAUGCAACAAACCACUGUAUCUAUAGAGAAAAGAGGAGUUAAAAUUUUCACCUGAGUAUUUUUUUUCAUAGUACAUUGGUUUGACAUUGAUUUCAGAAUAAUUUGUUUCAUAAGAAUAAUGAUAUAUAUAUAUAUAUAUAUAUAUAUAUAUAUAUCUUCUAUUUCUGUAAGUUUUUAUCAUUUUGUUAAAUAACUGCAAUGUAUUGGUAAGAUGUGACCACAUAGUAAGAACACUGGGUUAAAGAAUGUGCUGAUAAAGGGUAAAGUAGGUGUUAGUAGACUGUGCACGUUCGGUGAGAACUGCCAGUAUUAAAGGUACAGAGCUGAAUUUGCCCUUACUUCUGUUUUUUGCAUCUGGACAAAACCAGAGGAUGAUAUCACAAAGAGUUGUGUGACAUGGCAAACUCAACAUUUGUAUUAUGUUGAAAGCUGAAGAUGUUUAUUCUAUUUUAUUUAUGUAAAGGGUCUGGAAAGUGUUAUCAGAAGGAUUUUAGAAAAGUGUUACGAAACUGGUAAAACAUUUUGAUACGAUAGAUAGAAAGGAAUAGAUGUUUUUUAAAAUAGAAAUAAUAAUUUGCUGGAAAAACUAUUUUCUUGAAUGAGAAAAAUGUAAAGAUUUUACUGACUAAACUUUGCACUGAACGCAGCUGGCUGUGUUAUCUUAGAUUUCAGGAGAAGUGUAUCAUAUAUUUUGUACUAGUAAUGUGUUGUAAAUUAUUUUAAAACAAUAUUACAAUGUAUAAAUGUUAUAUAUUUGUACUAUUAAGG